AUGAAGAAGAAGCGCGAGGAUGAUUAUUUUGAGUAUCUUCACUCUUUCCCUCCAACAAAAUCCAGAAGACUGGACUCCGAGGUGACGAUGGAGAUGAUGGAGGAAGAUAUUCAUACAGAUGUAAAUGUAGUUCCGCCGCUGAUGCAACCGAACCAAGAGAGGUCGCUGGUGCUAUAUCAACCCUCCAAUUCAAGUAAUACCCCUCUUCUCAAGUCCCCUACUUCCCCUCCCUUCACGAUAGUUGUCAACACAAACUUGAUUCCUGGUUUGAAGGAUUAUCUGUUGUCACGAGGUACUACAAAGCUAGAGGAACUCGGGGAAGAUGAAAUGAGAAGAGAAAGGACACCCGAACUUUCAAAAGACUGUUUAGCUGUUAUUCCAUGGGUUCCUAAUCCUAUAACAUGCGAAGAAGUAGUUCCAGAAACAAGUCAAACAUUAGAGUCAGAAGAUAGUGAAAUGAUGGAAAUGGAUGAACCAUAUGCCAAUAACAACAAUGAGAAGGUGGAGACAUGUGGAGUAUCAUCGCCAUGGCAGCAACAACAACAAUGUAUUAUGCCUAAUUUAUUGAAACCUCAGUUUGGUACGUAUUUCUGGUAG
This is a messenger RNA of Lathyrus sativus (Indian pea), 597 nucleotides long. Lineage: Eukaryota; Viridiplantae; Streptophyta; Magnoliopsida; Fabales; Fabaceae. The record is from the annotation of a GenBank genome assembly.